UGUGUCGUAGAAGAAACAUACGAUGGCCUUCUUCAAAGUGUGCGUCGCUUUAGCUUUAGUAGGUGUAGCGUGUGCUUCUCCUGCCAAACCCGCCUUCUGGAAGGGUACACCAUUGGACUCCAGUGUUGAGGAGAUGAGAUCUUUGUGUGCUGAUGACGAUCCAAUUGCGUGCUUCAAACUCAAAGCCAUCACGUUCUUGGAUGGCUUCUUCCAAAACGAUAACGUUCAACUGUCGGAAGCUGUAGAGAUUACCAGGAACAGCUACCGUGCCAAUGAAGUGUCUGCUAGAGGAGACGGUUCAAUUGAGAACAACGUUGAAGAGUACAUCAAGAGCCACGACGCCACAUUCAAAUUGCCCGCCGUCGGUUCCGUCACUUUGGCCGCCAGGAACUUGGACAACGACGAAAUCGACUUCAAAAUCAACUUCGGCAACGGCGUACAAGAAGCACGUAAAUCCAAACUGAAGAAGAUCUUCAUCCCCAUCUUGGUGUUCGUGCUCCUUAAAGCGAUGACCUUGGUGCCACUCGCCCUCGGUGUCUUGGGACUGAAGGCCUGGAACGCCCUCCAACUGUCCUUCCUCUCCUUCGUCGUCUCCGUCGGUCUGGCCAUCUUCCAGCUGUGCAAGAAGAUCGCCACCGACAACGCUCAUCCUCAGAUCGCCGCUCAUGGACCGUGGGAGGCCCAGCAGUUCGCCAACCAGUACAUCCAGAGGUCGUUCGACGGUGCUCAAGACUUGGCUUACUCGGCUUACGCCCAACAAUAAAAGACUUGAUUAUUUAUUUAAUUUAUUGAAUGUUAUUUAUUGAAUAAAGCACGAAAUUUGUU
This is a messenger RNA of Aethina tumida (small hive beetle), 825 nucleotides long. RefSeq lists its product as uncharacterized. NCBI's taxonomy places the organism in Eukaryota, Metazoa, Arthropoda, Insecta, Coleoptera, Nitidulidae. The coding region runs from base 23 to 763 and encodes 246 amino acids. The transcript is spliced from 3 exons. The record is from RefSeq and is a predicted model, not a curated record.